Messenger RNA from Zygosaccharomyces rouxii, 1755 nucleotides. RefSeq names its product Rsc9p (gene RSC9). Gene Ontology annotation, biological process: regulation of DNA-templated transcription. Gene Ontology annotation, molecular function: DNA binding. Bases 1 to 1755 code for a protein of 584 amino acids. The transcript has a single exon. NCBI's taxonomy places the organism in Eukaryota, Fungi, Ascomycota, Saccharomycetes, Saccharomycetales, Saccharomycetaceae. The record is from RefSeq and is a predicted model, not a curated record.
AUGAGUGCGUAUGCUGCUAAUCAUUCACCUACACCUCACAGUGUGACGGAUACCUCCAUACCAGGUGUUCCUAGCGGCGGUGGUGAAGAUGAAGUUGACAUGAAUAACAUGUUUAUGCAACUAGUUCCUCAACCGAUUAGAGUCACUAGAAAUCAAUCGAAUGGGGUUGCAGCAAGCAAAUCGUUGCAGUUCUCUCUAGCAAACUUGAACGUUUUCCAAAAUUUGCCAAAGGAGACUUCUCGUGGUGUUGAUGAUUUGACUAGAAUGAAGAUGGCAAUCCUAAGUGGUAUACCAGAGGAAGUUAAAUGGGCACUCAAGAAAUAUUUAGCUUACAGUAAUAAGGCUCCUUACAUGAUUAGUCUCAAGGAUUUGCCCAAUCUUUUGCCCCUUUUCACUAAUUUCAUUCAGGAUAUGGAGCCAUUGGUUGAAAAGUUUAAUACGCCAGUAUUGGGUGAUGUUAAAUGCAUGGAAAAAUUGCAGACUGGUUUGAACAGUCUGCUAAUUGUAAGGAAUUUGGCUCAGGAUACGGAUUCCGUCCAAGUACUAGUGUCAGACACGACAAUCAAAAAUUUUAUUCUUUUCGUUCUACAAAAAUUCGAAUUAGUAGCAGAUGGUGAUUCAAGCUGGCAGAUUUAUGACUCUAAUGUUUCGUUCUUUAGUGAGCUCUGUCACUAUGCAUUGGAUCUAAUGGAGGCUAUUUCCUCUUACAUUGCACCUGCAAAGAAGGAUGAUUUGUAUUUCCAAACUUUGGUCUCUGUGUUGAAUUACACAAAGGACCGUUACAUGGUGAUUUCUAUCCUUAGAUCUCUUUCACGUCUAUUGGUGAGAUCGAAAGCUGAUGAGGAAAGUGCUGCUGAUAAUUUAGACGAAAGGACCUUAUCGCUAAUCGUCUCAUUUUUGAUUGUGGAGUGCGAUAGUGAAUUAAUCAUCGCAUCGCUGGAUUUCUUGUAUCAAUACAUUUUACCUGGUGCUCAAAGAAUUUCAAUUCUUUUGGAUGAUCCUCACAGAUUUGCUACUCUAGGUGCAGUGUUACCAAGAUUAUUGACUUAUAACAUUAAGGAACCAGAAUAUGAUGUGUUAGAGAAUUUUGAAGUUAAAUUAGUGAAAAGAUUAAGACCACCUGCACCUAGUAGUGCUCCAGACUUGCCGCCAUCUUUGUUCGAACAAUUGUUGGCAUUGAAUGAACCUAUGAGAUCGACAGCCUGGUUAAGGUGUUGUUUCCAGCCCGUAGUUGAUGCAGAAUUUACUCAGAUAAGUCUUUGGAGAGCUUAUGAAUCAAAAUUUGCCCAACCCGUUCGUGAAUCUGGGAGAAAAUUGUUACCAGCGGUAGAAUUUAUCAAGAAUGUAUCCAAUGCCUUUAGCGAGGCAUCUGCUAUGGUUAUUACCGAUUCUACUACAGGUAAGAAAAGAUUCGUUAUGAAGGGAAUUCAACCAAGGCCGAAAGCCUUGAGUAUCAAUGAAGGUGAAUACGCUGCAAAAAACUCCUUGCCACCAUUACAAUCAAAGUUUUUGGAUGAUUCUUCGAACAUCACACCAGCAAGACAGGAAGAAUUACCAGAUAUUAAGUUUCCUACAAAAUUAUCUGAAGUCUCUAAGGCAACUUCGACGUUUCUCUGUUUACUCUCUAAUGAAUCAAGUGGUCCCGGUGUGGAUUUCUGCAGAGUCAUCAAGCCAGUGGUGUUGCAUAAACUUGCUGAUAUUCCACCUUUGAGUUAUGCCCUUUCGGAGUACAUGGAGAAUACGCCAGGAGUGUGA